AAGCUCUUGAGAAGCAAAGAUACAGCCCAGUGUCAAUACAGAAGAGCUCAAGAAGACCAUCAAUGUGAAAGACAGGACAUGAUAAACCACCAUUAAGUAUUUUGGAGGAAAUUCUGUGGAAGAAGUUUAAAGAGCUGUUUUGUUUUUAUUGCACAGACAAUCACAGAGAUCCAUGAGUACGUACUUUUCUUGUUGCCAUGGGCAACUACAACUCUUCACUGAUUUCUGAAGUUGAAGAAUUCAAAUCCAUCAUUUCAACUUUGGAGAGCCAGCGUACUCUUAUUGAGCAACACAGACUGGAGAGCACAGAGUCAAUAAAUCAUGCCACUGCUGAGGAACAAACAGGACAGGAAAUGAAUGAAGUGAAGCAGGAACCAGACCUGCUGGCUCUCAAGUUUCUCUUUAUUAACACAGACACACCUGAUGACAUCACAGAACCAGUCCAGAAUGGCACCCCUGCUCCAAAGCCAGUGGAUGUAUCCUCUUUAUCUCCUGGCAGUGAUAUGGCUUCAUCCCUUCCCGCUCUGCUCUCUGCUGCUCUCUCUGGAUCAUUACCAGCAAAAUCCAGAGACGCCCCGCAGGGCCCUGUAACAGUGGAGCAGAUGAAAGUGCAGCUUCAAAAAAUACAGGAUGAACUGGACCUGCUUAAAGCUCAGCAUAAAAAAGAGAUCAGACUGUUGAUGAAUGAACUGGAUGAGGAGAAGAAGAUGCGUUUGUCACUGCAAAUUGAUGUAGAACGCAUUAAGAAACACCUGUCCAAGUGACCCAACAACUUCACUUCAAAGCAAAGUGUACAAACUUUGCGGAGUUUUUAAGUUUGUGAUUUGGGGGCACCUAUCGACAAACAAGGGUACUGCAAUACUUAGCCAGAGUGCGGGUUCAUGGUUUUUAAAUAUGGUUUAAAUGAAUUAAAAUUAUUUAAGCCUUAAGUUACUCAGUCUACAUAUUUUAUUUGUAUAAUCUUUAUAUUUUAAUAUGAAUUCGUAUAUGCUUUUAUUAAUAGCUCAGACAAAAUCAAACUCCCGCUACGUACUGUGUGAGUCUGAAAGAAGGACAAAUGGAAAUGUGGAACUGGAAUAUAUUAAGAUUUUGUAAAACACGUUAUGUUAAUGCUUUGCAUUGCAUUUUAUGCUUUUUGCUGUUUUUGACCAUGACACACAGACAUUAAUAACCUAAAGCUGAUGAUUUUUUUUUCUCCUAGGGGGUUUUUCACCCCGGGGAGGCAGCCUUUUUGGGCUUUACCUAGCUUCCUCUUCAAUACGUUGCUUUAGUAAUACGUGCAAUUAUAAUAUUGAGUCAUAGCCGCAGCAAAUUUAACUGCUCAUGCUAUCAUGUAUUCUGUUGUGCUAUCUGUCGUUUUCUGUGCUUUUCACUGCUUCUAUU
Messenger RNA from Paramisgurnus dabryanus, 1383 nucleotides. RefSeq lists its product as uncharacterized. Lineage: Eukaryota; Metazoa; Chordata; Actinopteri; Cypriniformes; Cobitidae. The record is from RefSeq and is a predicted model, not a curated record.